UCCAAAUCAUUCUAUUAUAAUACUACAACCCUAGUGGCAGUCCACGAUUUCCCUUGAUCCCUUGUGUUGCUUCCUAAAUUACGGUUCACUCUGCUUCCAAAUCCAGGUAUUUUGUGUUCUACGCCUCGUCUCCGGUCUUCGCUACUUAAACUUCCAACCUUUAUCAAAUAUUCCUAAACUAAAACAAUAGUUUUGAUUUGGGAUUGUACAGUUGUUUCUUCCUGGGAUUUUAUACAAUAAUGACGCCUCCUUGUAGAAAGUUAUCGCCUUUAUGCGGAUGUUGAUCUUUAAAAAUUCUAUCAUAGAAUUUCUAUGUUGUUUGGUUGGUAGGUGAUAAUAAGGAAGACUUGCUCCCUUUAAUCUGAAAACACAGAUAGUAAGCUGCAACUGUUGGUGAACUAUAAAGAAGAAAAAAGAGAUGGAAACGUGGGAGGAUGAAGUGCUUAUUCCAGAAAUUCUAAAAAAGGUGCAACCCCUGAAUAAAUGGGAUGAUGAGGAUGUUGAUGAAAAUGACAUUAAAGACUCUUGGGAAGAGGAGGAUGAAGAUCCUACUCCAGCACCUCAACCUGUGGCUCCUGCUGAAAAGGCUUCAAAGAAGUCUGCCGCCAAAGCAACUGAAGCAAAAGGGAAAGCGGUUAAAAUUGCACAAGAGGAGCCUUUAGAUCCAGUAGCUGAGAAACUACGCCAGCAGAGGUUAGUAGAAGAAGCUGAUUAUAAGUCAACAGCAGAAUUGUUUGCUAAGAAAGGUGAUGAGAAGACCCUUGAAAAUUUCAUUCCCAAAAGCGAAAGUGACUUUGUCGAAUACGCAGAGCUCAUUUCUCAUAAGUUACGGCCUUAUGAGAAAAGCUACUUCUACAUUGGGUUACUCAAGGAUGUAAUGAGACUGGCAAUGACAUCAUUGAAGGGGCAAGAUGCUAAAGAACUGGCAUCUUCAGUUACUGCAAUUGCAAAUGAAAAAAUCAAAUCCGAAAAAGAAGCCAAUGCUGGAAAAAAGAAGACAGGUGGAAAGAAGAAGCAGCUGCUUGUUGAUCGAGCAGAUGAUGAAGCUGUAGUCAAUGCAUAUGAUGGUUAUGACGACUAUGAUUUUAUGUGAGACAAUGAAGGAUUGCGUGCUUUUGUGUGAUAGCAGCAAAUACAAGGAAUGAUGAUCCUGCGGAUUGUGCUCCCAAUUCUGGAGGCUGAUUGAGUGCUAUAUAUUUCCAUCAUCAAAUAAAAGAUUACCCCCAAGUCAUUCUUAUUUUGGCUUUCUUGCUUUUUGGUGAAACUGUGUACUCCUGUACGAUGACUGUAUGAUAUCUAUCUUAGAUUUUGAACCUUGGGCAUGAUUGGAUCCCCAAAAAUACUAGAGAAAAAAGGCAAUAGAAGAAAGUAUGUUUUUAUGUUUUGGUUUACUUUCAAAAAAUGCGCUAAGGACAAUAAAAUGAGAUUAAUGCAUUUUUU
This is a messenger RNA of Cuscuta europaea, 1440 nucleotides long. NCBI's taxonomy places the organism in Eukaryota, Viridiplantae, Streptophyta, Magnoliopsida, Solanales, Convolvulaceae. The record is from the annotation of a GenBank genome assembly.